Eimeria mitis is the source of this 2166-nucleotide messenger RNA. RefSeq lists its product as uncharacterized. The coding region runs from base 1 to 2166 and encodes 721 amino acids. Gene Ontology annotation, molecular function: protein binding. NCBI's taxonomy places the organism in Eukaryota, Apicomplexa, Conoidasida, Eucoccidiorida, Eimeriidae. The record is from RefSeq and is a predicted model, not a curated record. The transcript has 8 exons.
AUGGGUGAGGAGGAAGAUGUUCCUGAGGAGGUGUUUUAUAUGCAGAGGGCUCUAAGCUUAAGAAAGAGAUGGCGGGGAGAGGAGCCUGCUGCUGUGUCUCCUUUGUGUGCUGCUUCUUUACCUGUCUCCGUUCCUCUGUCUCUUGCUGCUGAUGGUUCUGACCCCUCAUACACCCCCCUUCUCGCCCGCAUGCACUCAGACCCCAAAGCAAGCAGCCCCACACACUCUCAACCCCCACCAGAAACACCAGCAGCAGCACCACCACCAGCAGCAGCAGCAGCAGCAGAGGGGGACGGAGAACAGAUGCAGCAGCAGCAGCAGCAGCAGCAGCAGCAGCAGCAGCAAAAUGAUAACACACAAACCCCCAAAAGGGGACGAAGGAGACACAGAGACACCCCACACGACCCCCCCCUCCAAGACAUCCGCUCAGCAGACUUCUCCCCUCAUACCCCAACCCCCACCAGCAGCAGCAGCAGCAGCAGCAGCAGCAGCAGCAGCAGCAGCAGCAGCAGCAGCAGCAGCAGCAGCAGGAGAGGGCGCGCGAUUGGCCCCCAGAACUUCUCGUCUGAAUCUGUCUAUACACCGCAUGAGGAACAGAGGCAGCGGUUGGGGGGCCCUGGGUGGGUACAGAGACGCAGAGGAGAGAUUGUGAUAGAGGAGGAGACAGAUAGCCUGCCGAGGCUGACGCAGUUCUCCCCCGUUCUGAAAGAAGUGAUGACGCGGGAGCUGCAGCAAAAGGAGACAGAUACACAAGCCCCCACAGACAAACACACACAGCCACCAGCAGCAGCAGCAGCAGCAGCUGCAGCAGCAGAAGCAGACACAGAAGCAGCAGAAGCAGCAGCAACAACUGCAGCAGCAGCAACUGACACUGCAGCAACAACUGCAGCACCAAAAGGAGACAGAGACAGCUCCGGUCCCUCUGGGGGGGGGCCCCAGCAGGCUGCUGAAUCACCUCCGAGCGCAGCAGCAGCAGCAGCAGCAGCAGCAGCAGCAGCAGCAGCAGCAGCAGCAGCAACAGAAGCAGCAGCAGCAGCAACAGGAGCAGCAGCAGCAGCAGCAGCAGAAAAAGAAAAAGGAGAUGUUUCUGUCUCAGCAUCUGCUGGGGGUUCAAACCCCUCCCCUAAAGAAGAGAAAGGGGGGGCCCCUGCUGCUGUGCCUCUGGGGGGCCCCCAACCAGGGGGGCCCCCCGAUAGUACUUAUGUUUCUUCCUCUGUCUGUGGAGACAGCAGAGAAGGAGACAGCAGCAUAAACCCUCACCAGGAGGGUACGGCGGUGACGGGGGGGCCCCCUGACACCCCUCAUACCCCUGGGGGGCCCCAUACAACCGGGGGGCCCCCACAUAACCCUGAUGGGGGGCCCCCACAGACAACAGGGGGCCCCGCAGAGACAGCUGAGGGGGGCCCCUCUAAGACAGAUGAGGGGGGCCCCCCAGAGACAACAGGGGGCCCCCCCGCGACAGCAGGGGGGCCCCCCGAGACAGCCGGGGGGGCCCCCGAGACAGCCGGGGGGCCCCCAGAGACAGCAGGGGGGCCCCCAGAGACAGCAGGGGGGCCCCCUGUUGUAUGCAGUUUGUCUGCGUUGAGUGGGGUGAUAUACAGCGGGCGGCAACACGCAAGGAGAAGGUACGAGGAAGAAGAGGAGGGUUUGGGGGCCCCCCAGUUUGUGUGUUUAGAGAAGCUGCUGGGGCACUUGUACUUUGAAGAGGGAGAAUUCUAUGAAGCUAUCAAAAGAUAUUGGAGAGCCAUCGAUAUUAACCCUAAAGACGCGCAGAUGUUCAGCUCCCUUGGGCUUGCUUACUAUGAGAUCGAAGAGCUGGAUAAAGCGGAAGCGGCAUUCGAGCACUGCAUCAAGCUGGACGAGAACAACACCACCGCGUUGAGUGUACUGGCGAUGCUGCUGCUGGAUAAAUCAGCAGAAGAAGAUGAAAAGAGGUUUAUGGAGCAACCACAUAAAUACGGGGGUUUGUCAUUUCUAGGGUUUAGGGUGAGGGGACAGCAGAAACAAAAGGAGACAAAAAAGGAGACAAAAAAGGAGACAAAAAAAAAGACAAAAAAGGAGACAGUGAAGGAGACAGUGAAGGAGACAGUGAAGGAGACAGUGAAGGAGACAGUAAAGGAGACAGAAAAGAAGAAAAAGAAAAAGAAAAAGAAAAAGAAAGAAUAA